This is a messenger RNA of Prorocentrum cordatum, 294 nucleotides long. Lineage: Eukaryota; Dinophyceae; Prorocentrales; Prorocentraceae. The record is from the annotation of a GenBank genome assembly.
AUGGCGAGAUGGUGGCUGUCGAUGCAGUGCACAGCCAUCCCCAACACCAGCGGGCAGGCGGAGACCCGCCAGCUCACGCUGAAAGGCAGGUGCGCUUGCCACUCCCACCCGAUGACCUGGAGCAGGAAGGAGCAGAGCCACUUCUGCUGCGGCGGCCAGGCCAAAGAGCACAUCAGCGAGAAGCUCGCAGAGGAAUGCAAACCGCCGGCGGAAAAGACGAGGGCACAUUACGUGGUCAGAGCAAGGAAAAAAAGCACGCGUAGUGCCAACACCCACGUCAGCUACGAGAGCCAG